GAGAAACCAGGCACCCCGCUGGUUGCUCACGAUUGGCAAGGGCUCUGGAGAGGAGACUGGGGGAUCCGGACGCCUUGAGUGUCCCAGUUUGAGUCCCUGAGUCGCACAACCAACUGAUCGGGGGCCCUGCUGGCGGUGGCGUGAAGCCGGUCCAGAGGUCUGAGCUCAGUUGUCCCUGGACCUGGGUUACCCUAAGCUGCUAGGGGUCGGCCCUGGGGCUCUUCGAGGACUGGAGUGGGGGCGGGAGAGGAAAGCGCAGGGCCCUGGAGAAAACAGCUCCCACCGACAUCGAGGACGAAUGCAACGAUCCUUGGGGACUUGUUCAGAGGAGCCUUCCGGCGCCCUCGGCACGCGGCAGGGUUGAUUUAGGCCUGGCACGCAGUAGGUGUCGGCACUGCCCUUGCCAGGUCUUUCGAAGGACUGCAGAGACUCCGUGUCCCUCCCUGUGGGCCCCUAGCCCAUCUCAUUCGCUCUGCUCAGUCCCCUUGCUUCAAACUAGUUCACCUUUUAAUUACUUCCAGCUUGGCCUAUCACUUAAAUGCGCCUGGGCCACCUAAGCAAAGUCGAAUUAUUUUGGCAUACAUGGCUGUUUUCAGGGACCAUAUUUCAUAUCCACCUUCACUAGAACUAUACCUGUGCAGUUUUAGCAUUAGUUUCAGUUGACCACAAAUUCAAUUGUUUGAGACAAUACAGACAGAAUGGUCAGUCACAGCAGUGUGAAUUCCUGAGACAGCACAUGCGGGAAAGGUGUUUUCUUACAAGAAAAAUAUUAACCCCUAAAGUGGAUGGUAAGAGUGGUUAGUUCUUUAACCCUGCAUCAGACAGAUGGGUCAUUGCUUUGGCUACAUUUAGAUACCUUUUUUAGCUGUUACUGUCUUAAUAAUAAGCUAGUAGUAUUCUGAUUAACCUAACUGGUUAACCGUUAUUUUGUUAACCAGUUGAUGCAGUGAAAUAUUUUGGUAUGGUCUUAACACCAUUUGUCUUAACUUAGGUUAAGCUUUUUGGUAGGGUCUAAAUUUUUUUUUUUUAAAUCAAAGUGGAAAUUGGGCAAGAGAGAAAAAAAUACCUUUUUUAAAGUGUUAUAAACAGCUAAAAAGGUAGUUUUUCAAGUCUAUAGAAAUUAUGAUUCUAGAAAACAGAUGUAGAAAGCUUCAGGAAUUCCCACAAAUGUAUUAAAUAUAAAUGUUCAUCUAAUCUAAACGUAACCCCCAUGCUGGAGAUUUUAUGCUACUUGUAUGGCCAUGUGAGGGUAUGGUUACCAUUUGAUUUUAUCGUAAUACCAAAUUGCCCAAGUAUCUCCCUUUUGUCUUGGUCUUCGCAUUGACAGCUUUAUAGCAGAGAUCUUUCACAUUGAUUGGGACAAGUUUAAGCUGUCCAAUUAGAGUAGCUGCUCUUGGCUUAAGAAAUUUAGUGUCUCUUAACCAAAUAAAGAAAUUUAGAGUGUUACUUUGUUUCAUUGAUUUUUAUAUACAGUUUGUCAUUUGGGAGAGCAGUUCCCUGCAGCAAAAGAUGAGGAGUUCUAAGACUUUCAAGCUGUAGUUUAAUUAUUAAGUAUAGGAACUCUGGCUGAAUAGCUCAGUGGGUCAGAGCAUCAUCCUGACACACCAAAGGUUGCGGGUUCGAUCCCCAGUUAGGGCUUAUACAAGAAUCAACCAACGAAUGUGUGAAUAAGUGGACCCACAAAUUGAUGUUUCUUCCCUGCCAAAAUCCAUAAAUAAAAGGCUUUUUUUUAAUGGAAGGAAAUGAUAGGUAUACACUUGAAUAUGAAUUUUUCCACCUUUCCUGGCUUUCAUUAGAUAGUUCCUAAGUACCUCUGUUUAAACCAGGGCUUGUUCAAUGAAGCUGGUUUCGCUCUUUCCACUUGAAUCUGCUGGGAAGUCAAGCUGUGUUAUCGGCAUCAUAAUUUGCUCUUCGGUACCUUUCACAGACCACAAUUAUGACCUCACCAAACACAUCUUUGGUAAUUUCAGGGUAGCCAGGUGCUUCUUAAAUGGGGCCCUACCAAGUAAAAUGUUUACUAGGUACUGUUCUGGGAGCCUUUUCUCUCUGAGCUCUAAGGCAGAAAGCCCAUGAAGCCAUCCGUUUGCACAGUGGGUUUGUGGGUAAGACCACAGCGCACGUGGUAUGUCAAGAGGUUCCUGAGCUUUGUAGUUUAGGGAUCGAAAGAGCUAAUUGCUUUACAUUUGUGGCCACACAUGUGUUUUGGGGUUUUUUUUCCUCAUCCUGGGUAGUAUUACCUCCAAUCUGCAGAUGAGGAAAAGUGGCCAGAGGUGUGCAGUGGGUCAAGACAUUGAUGCAGGUCAGGCGGACCACAAAGCAGUGUGGUCUUCCAGGGACGGCAGCAGGAAAGGCCGAGUCAAGAAGAAGUUGAGAGAGUAAGGGGGUGGGGGGAGAACAGAGCUGGAGAUGUUAGGGAAGGUAAAGGAACAAGCUGGAGAAAGGAUGGAGUUACUUUCAAGACAUGGACUGCUGCUCUUCCAAGAUCAGUCUCUCGGAAGUAACCCACAUGGGAGUAUGCCUCGCUUUCUUUGUACCAAGACAAACACAUGGCAUCAUUAUGCUAACAGAGGCUGGAGACUUAGGAGAAAAUAGAGUGUUGUUAUUGCUACUUUUUGUGUAGUUCUGACUUUAAUCGUGUAGGUGAUAAGUUACAAAGUUCCUGUUAGGUGCCAUAAAUAGGACAGGUGUAAUUCCCUGUGGAUUCAGAGUUUUCUGUUUAAAAAAAAAAAAAAGGAACGGGAUGUUGUAACCACACAAAUUGAAAGCUUUUCUCUUCUACUUCCUUGUUGUCUUCAUCUGCUUCCUUGUCUCUUGAACGGGGUAGCAGUAAGCCUAUUAAAUUCAGACAGACCCAGAGCAGUCUCCUCUUCCUCUUUCCCCCCAAGUCCAAGGUGACAGCUCUGCCCUCCCGGUUCAAUCUGUGCUGCUCGUUUUCUUUGAGAAGGAAAUCUCUGAACAUUUAUUACUGUGGGUGAAAGGUGCUGUGCCCCCCCAGCCUAGGAAAGGACGAGGUCUGUUUCAGGCCCGAGCCCCAUCCCCCGGGGCUUCCAUUUUGGGGGGUGUUUGGCUCUCAUGAGGAUUUCAGAGGGCGAGCAAGGGAGGAUGAGCUGGUGAAAGGCAGAGGGCGGCUGCCUUAUUUUCACUCCCAUUCUGCAAGGAGCCCCAGAACACACUUUGGAAACAUGAAUUAUUAUUAAGCGUUUGCCAGGACACCCUCCUCCUCUCGCUUAGCUUCUGGUGCCGUCAGCUGGCUGUUGUGACUUUGUAGGGCUGCGAGAGCCGGUCCGUUCGGGCCGGAGUUUGGCCCUGCACUGCUGGUGAGGGCAUCCUUGUGAUAUGUCCUCGUGGGGGAGGGGAAAAAAGACGUAGCAGCAAUCAGCACUCCAGAAUUCUGGACUCGGCUUCUUAUGUAUUAUAAACAUAAGAAAUAUAAGAAACCACAGCUUCCAAACGUGUCUGUCCAAGCAACCGGAAGGACUUCUCAUUCCUGUGACAGAGCUUCUCGACCCUGGGGGAUGCCUCUGAGCAGCAGCUGAGGGUCUUCCUGAACACAGGUUCUCCCUCAGGUUGGGGGCAGGGCUGGGGAGUCUCCAUUCCUGAGCAGCUCCCCAGUGGCACUCGCCGUGGCUGCUGCUUCCAGUACCCUAGCCACCAGCACGCGUGGCUAGUCCACACUGACCGUGUUGUCAGCGUCAAUGCACCCCAGAGCUUGCAUACUGGGGUAAAAAAGUAACUUAAGAAAUGCAUCUGUUUGACCUGGGGCCCUUCCCGUGGCUGCUAAGGUUCCAGCGCAGAUGCAAGAAAAAAGGGUCGCCCACCGUGCCAUCUGUCCAAGUGUGGCAGCCGGGGCGGGGGAGUGAGAAAGUGAAUUAUAAAGAUCUCAGUGGCUUUUCUAUUGAUUACAUGCAGAAAUAAUAUUUUGGGAUAUAUUUGGGUAAAUAUGUUAAAAUGUUAAAUAUCUAUUUAAUGUAUUAAAAUUAGUUUCCUCAGUCUCUUUUUUACUACUGUUUCCCUCUUUUUAAUGUGACUCCUGGAAAAUGUGGAAUCUCACACGUGGCUUGCAUUCUGCCUGUGUGGGACAAUGCCCUUCUAGAACAUCACUGCAAUAGAAGCCAGAGCUUGGGGUGUUCUUUUUCAGAUGACCCCAUUUCACGAUCCCCUUUUACUGUCUCACCUUCUCUGUUCACCCAAAUCUGCGUGCGCAUCGUUCUUUUCCCUGCACGUUGUCACCCCUACCCCCUCCAUGUCUGGCUCCAGCAUCCGGGUCCCGGGCUCCCACCCAGCCGCACACUCAUCCUUGCUCAGAGCCCGUCGCUGUGGCCCCGAGUGGGCGGCUGGGCUGGCGGCAGCAGCCUCCCCUGGGAGGUGGUCAGGAAGCGUCCCAGGCCCUGGGGACCCAGCGUCCCACUUAUCUCACACGGUCCCCAGGGGAUGCAUCUCGUCUGCCCGGGGAAGGGUGCCCUGUGGGAGCUUUAGCGCCCUCCCUAAAGCCCCCAUUUCGGUCCCUCUCCAUCAGUCUGUCUCCACGCCUGUUUCUCCGCUAGGUUUUGAUGAUGUUGGUUUUCAUGACGUUUCUGCAGGGUGGUGUGCCAUGCAAGUUGUGUGUGGCUAAGAGAAACUUGUACUCCUCCCUUUCUAAAAAAAUAGUUACACAGUGGGUUUUGGGCAAAUGACGUCCAGAAGGCAAGUCCAGAGAGGGAGGUGCUGCGCCUUCCUGCAGGUGGUUCCAACAGCCACUGUGGCUCAGGCCCCCGGGGAGGCCCCCGUCCCCCUUUGCCGCGCUCCAGAGCACUCGGGCUGCCAGUGGGGCCAGCCUCACUGACUGGUUUAAAUUGGUGACUGUUUGCCCUAGUCACAGCCACGGACUUCUGUCCCACCGGGUGCCCGCCUAGGUCUGGGGCACCCCAUGCAGAGGCCCAAGGAGGGAAUGCCAGCCAGACCCAAGUCAGGAAGAGGGGCCCUGGUAGAGGCGGGUUCCAAGUCCCCACUGCAGGCCCUUCAGGUGACCGGGGACCACAGAGCCUGGGCCACAGCUGUGGAGCAGGUCCCCCACUCUGGUCUGUGGCCUGUGUCACACUUACAGACAGACAUUGCAGCUUCGGUCUUCCGCCCCCGGCUCCCUGGGUGCCUGGGGCCAGGCCCAGCUCGUACUCAGUGUUGGAAAUACUGCACACGCCUGGUGCCUGUUGUGUGUGUGGGAAGGGCCUCGGACAGCGCGGGGCUGUGACCUCAACCGCACCAGUGCUUAGUGCAGGAAGUGGGGGUGCGAGCCAGCCCUGAGCGCCGCCCCCCUCCCAGAAAGGAAUUAGAGCAGAGCGCCAGUGCCUCGCUAGUUUCCCCUUACUCACGCUUCUGGGUCCCUUUUUUUUUUUAAUGUCACAAUGAGCUCUCAUUUCAAGCGCUUAUUGUUCCCCAAAGACUUCGGGCUGCUCUGUGGGUAUCACAAAAACUGAAACCCAACCCCAGUCCUCCCUGCGCUUUGGGGAAGUGGGGCCGCGGGUGUGUCUGUCAUUGGUAGAUGUCACUGGCGUAGAGCCAGAGCUCCGGGAGAUACUAAAAGUAUUUGGGACCGUCCGAUUGGCUGUUGGAAUUCGCUGGUAGACAAAGCAGCCAGUCACUGAACACGGGGACCUGCCUGGACACCGGGUGGGUGGCAGCUCCUCCAGUGCAUGUCAGCUCUGAAGUAGGACAGGGGUAGGGUUGGAGACGCACUGGGCCGAUGACAAAGCAGCCGCUGAAAGCGCCCUCCUCCCCGCCCUUUGUCUGGGGGUUUCGCCCGUCUCAGACCUGCUUCCUUCCUUUGUCACCGGGCUGCAGCCCGUGCUGCCCUGCCUGGUCGGAUUCACCAGCUAACGGAAGAGAAACCGCAGGAGAGGGGUGGGCCGGCCUUCCCCGAUGAAUCCUAUCCAGGGGCUGGGCGCUGUCCGGUGCCCACGGGAAUUUUGUUCUGGGGAUGCGGGAAGCAGAUUCGAGGCGGGGAAGGGAGGCCCUGGGCGGGCACACGGGCGUUUGCCGGGCAGUGGAGCCUUUGCCGCGGCGACCCCGGGGAAAGUGUGUCGGCCUUCGUUCCUGAGGAUACUUACUUCUGAAGCAUUUCUCACACAAUAAACCAAAGCCGUAUUCUAAGUGCCAUUCUCGUGCACACACUGCUUCUAAACAUCUCUCUUCCCAACCAGGGAGCACCUGGCUGCACCGCCGUGACUGCCGCCCACCGGGGCUGCCACCGUGCUGCAUGUCAGGCCGGUGGCAGAGACGGCGUGAGGUCAGACCACGUGUCAGUCACAGAACCGAGGAUGUAGCAGGGAGAGGAAACUGCUUGCUGCAUUGUCCUCCUAACAUUGGCCGGUGUCUUCUCGGCGUCAGCUGUGCCGACGACUGAGACAUUUGGCUUUGGAAUCCCAGGAAAGGCACAGGCUUGCUCGGAAACCACCCCGACUCGCAUGCCGGUGUUGGCUUCCCCGGCGCUUCCCCGAGGUGCUGGACACGCAGACCCUCUCCGUCCAUGAGCGCCCUGGGUCGGUUUCGCCUUCCUACACCCUUGACCAGGAUGGACCCCGGGCCAUGGGGACGCCGGCUGGCAGCACUGUUGUCCCCAGGAGUGGGGGUGGCUGCAGUCCAGGUGGCAGGCAAGAAGGACCGCCCUGCUCUGCUUCCUCUGGACGAAGGUGAACUUGAAGAGCAGUUUGUGAAGGGACAUGGUCCCGGGGGCCAGGCAACCAACAAGACCAGCAACUGCGUGGUGCUGAAGCACAUCCCCUCAGGCCUGGUGGUCAAGUGCCAUCAGACAAGGUCCGUCGAUCAGAAUAGGAAACUGGCUCGGAAAAUCCUGCAGGAGAAGGUGGACAUUUUCUACAACGGUGAGGACAGUCUUGCUCACAGAGAAAAACGUGAAGCAGAGAAGAAAAAGCAAGAGAGGAAAAAAAGAGCCAAGGAAACCCUGGAAAAAAAGAAACGACUGAAGGAACUCUGGGCGUCGAGUGCGCAUGUCCGCGGGGGCACGCCAGGGGGCUCCGACUGAAGGGGGCUCCGACUGAAUCGGCCUGCCGGUGCCACGGCGAGGCCCUCCGGCACCUGUGCCGUCUCCGGGCUGCGAAAGCCAUUGUUUGGACAGGUGGGAAGGAAGGACGUCCGGGUUCUCGGAAAGGCAGGCUGAGGGGUGAGGCACCCAGAGGAGAGCGAAGCGCAAGGACCUCCCCACUGGGGGAGGACCAGGGCUGCUUCGGGGCGGAAAGGCUGAGUCCUGAGGAGCAGCCGUGGUGGCCGUCCUGCUCCUGAUCUGGGCAGCAGGGACGAGGACGUCGCCUUGGUUUCUAAGCUGUGCAUUUGUGUGAUUGUAUCUUAUUUUAUUCUCAAAGGUUAGAAAUUAAAAAAAAAUUAAGUGCAAUUAUUGCCCUGGCUGGCGUGGCUCCGAGGACGGAGCGGCAGCCUGGGAACGCGUCUCAGUCGGGGGCCGUGCCUGGGCUGCGGGCCAGGUCCCCAGCUGGGGGAGUGCAGGGGGCAGCUCACGGAUGUUUCUCUCACACAUCAGUGUCCCUCUGUCUGGAAACAAAUAAAAUCUUUAAAAAAUAAAG
This is a messenger RNA of Artibeus jamaicensis (Jamaican fruit-eating bat), 7571 nucleotides long. RefSeq names its product mitochondrial translation release factor in rescue (gene MTRFR). NCBI's taxonomy places the organism in Eukaryota, Metazoa, Chordata, Mammalia, Chiroptera, Phyllostomidae. Gene Ontology annotation, cellular component: mitochondrion. The record is from RefSeq and is a predicted model, not a curated record. The coding region runs from base 6503 to 7018 and encodes 171 amino acids. The transcript has 3 exons. Gene Ontology annotation, biological process: translational termination. Gene Ontology annotation, molecular function: translation release factor activity.